UUACAAUUCUAUACAGAUUCAGAUCUGAAUUUACUUAUAAAAGGAGCAGCGAUAGAAGGAAAGGAAAGCAGCAUAGGUCCAGCAACAUUUGGAAGGUCCGCUAAUUCGUCAGAAGUAUAUAGAGAGAGAUGGCUGCUUAUGCUGCACUAACUUCUCUGCUGGGAACAAUAGAUCAGCUUUUACAGUCCAACUUAUCAGGCCUACAAGAGAACCAUAAGCGACAUUUGAAAUCGCUCAAGGAGAAGUUUGGGUCACUACAAGCGUCGUUUGGCAAUGUUGAUGGCGAACCAACCAAGGAGAUGCAAGCAAGAAUCAAAGAUGUAGCACGCGAUACAGAAGAUGAAGUUGAAUCACUAGUGAAACAACUUAUGGAGCAGGAUGAACUCCUUCAAGUUGAAUCAUGCGCGAAGCUUGCCAAGAUCUCUCAACAGGCUACACAAGAGAUAGAUUCUUUCAAGGAAGAGCUCAUCAAGCAGGAGAAUAACAAUUUGCAAGGUGAGAGUUCUUCAACUAGCGGCUCUAGUUCUCCACGAUUGGAUGCUUCAAUCCUUGAGAACGAUAUGGAAGGGUACAAUGUUGAAAGAGGAAGCAUGGUUCAACAACUUACCAGACGCUCAGGCUCAGAUCAACGGGAAGUCUUCUCUGUUGUGGGAAUGCCGGGCAUAGGUAAGUCAACUUUUGCCAAAACUAUAUUCCUCCAUCCCUCUAUUCGGAGGGUCUUUCAUAUUCGUGGAUGGAUUACUGUGUCUAAGGACUAUGAUCUAAGAAAGAUGCUUCUAGUCCUUCUUGAUGCUAUUGGAAAGAAAGACCCGGUUGAUGCUAAAAUUGAUAUUGGAAAACUCGCUGAGCGGUUAAAAAAUGGUUUGAAGAGAGAAAGGUAUUUGAUUGUUGUGGAUGACAUAUGGAGCAAAGAAGCUUGGAUUAGGAUUGCACAAUGGUUUCCAGAUUCUGGUAACAAAAGUCGAAUUUUGUUGACUUCUCGAGACAAGGAGGUUGCUGAGUACGCUAGCUUUCCAAGAAGUUGUUUCCAGAUGCGUCCUCUGAACACAAAUGAAAGUCAGAAUCUGUUUUACCGGAAGACAUUUGCCAAAAAUGACAACCCAGGGUCGGCAUUUAAGGAAGUUGCAGAGGAAGUUGCCAAAAAUUGCAAAGGAUUGCCGCUAAUGAUUACUGCAGUUGCUGGUAUACUCUCUAGCAAGAGUACGCUAGGUGAAUGGAAUACAGUAGCUCAAAGUGUGAGCUCAUUAGUAAAUGAUGAUGCUUACCAACAAUGCUUAAAAGUGCUCGCUUUGAGCUACAAUCAUCUUCCUUCUCAUGUGAAAGCUUGUUUUUUGCAUUUUGGAGUUUUUCCAAAAGCCCACGAGAUUUCCGUUAAGAAGUUGAUUAGAUUGUGGGUUGCGGAAGGACUCUUAAACCUAAAGGGGGUUGAGGAAUUUGAACAAGUGGCUGGUCAUCUUUUAUAUAAUCUUAUUGAGAAAAGUUUAGUUAUUAUUGGCAAGCGAAGUUUUGAUGGCAAGAUUAAGACAUGUAUGAUUCACGAUCUUUUUCAUGAUUUGUGCUUGGAGGAAGCUAAAAGCGAGAAUCUUUUGUAUGUUCCUUCAGAUUCCACCAUUUUUGAAGUACAGAGAUAUUUUCCCAAAGGUUGUAGGUGGGUGUCAGUUCAAUCAGGUCUAACUAAUCCCCCAAGGUACUACAACGAUUACAGUACUCUUGUCGAAACACGUUCUCUUUAUUUAAAUGGUAGAAGUUGGCAAAUACCUGAUUUAAGACCUUUCCUUUUCAAGCUACUAAGAGUAUUGGACUUGGAGGAAACUAGCAGUUCGUUUUCCCCUGUUGUGAUGAUGGGAGACCUAGUUUGUUUAAGGUAUUUGGCUGUGAUGAGUCAUAGAAUUUUAGAGGAUCUAACAAAUAGCAAUCUUUGUAAUCUACAAACUCUCAUUUUUAGGCGCCACGUAGUGUAUGAUGGUGAACGCGCUGCAACUUUACCAAAAGCGAUUUGGCAAAUGUCUCAACUAAGGCAUCUCUAUGCAGCAUGCUUUUCUCUAUGUUCUCCUAGAAUGGUAUCAGUUGAGCACUUGGUUCUGCGAAACUUACGGAAUGUUUCUGGUUUGAGUCCUUCUUGUUGCACAAAGGAAAUAUUUGAAGGGAUUAAGAAGGUGCAAAAGUUGGGCAUUCUCUGCACUAGGAAGGAAUAUCCUAGGGAUCCUAAAUGGAUAGAUAAUCUUCAAUAUUUACCAGAGCUCGAGGAACUAAGUAUUGCAACUCAAGGUUAUCUGUUCGAGAGGGAAGAAGUUGAAUGUUUUAGUCUUACAAGUCCAGAUGCUUUACCACUAAAUCUCAAGAAAUUGAAACUUAGCAAGACCUAUCUUCAAUGGAAGUACAUGGCCGUUAUUGGCAAGUUGCCCAAACUCGAGGUGCUCCAAUUGAAGGAUCAUGCCUUCGUGGGCAACGAGUGGAAAGCAACAGAUCAAGUGAGGUUCCAUGAAUUGAAGUUCUUGCUUCUUGAUUGUCUCUACCUUAGAAACUGGAGAACCACUGACUCUAAUGAUCAUUUCUCAAGCCUUGAGCGCGUAAUUAUCAAAGGCUGCAAUUUCUUAAAAGAGAUUCCUGAAGGAUUUGCUGGUAGCAAGAACCUGGAGCUGAUUGAGUUACACAAAUGUACUCCUUCCGUUGUGGCUAUUGCUCAGAAGAUCCAGGAAAAACACGAGUAUUACGGAAGGUGCAAACUGAAAGUUAUCGACUACGAUACAGCAGGAAUCUUUGAACGUCAAAUGCCGAAGGCGCCUCAGCUAAGAGAUUACCUUAAAAGAUCAACCUGCAACUGAUGGAAUCACAUAAGGCUUUGUCUUCCCUCUGUGAAUUUUUCCACCAAAUACAACAAGAGGAAGAGAUGGAUGCAACUUAAUCAUGGGCGACUCAAUGAAAUCGGAGGCCUAAAGUCAAAACUUAAGAAGAUUUGAGGAAAUAGCAUUAAUAAUGUGAUAACAGUUGGACAAAUAAAUACGAUUAAUUUAGAAAACUAAGAAAAAAAUUUAUGGUCUUAACAAAUUUUCUUUCAAGGUUUUAAGUUUUCUGUUAAGUAUUUCACUGUACAAUAUUAUCUAUUAUUUUAAAAUUUUGAGUCAAAUUAUUUA
Nicotiana tabacum (common tobacco) is the source of this 3134-nucleotide messenger RNA. RefSeq names its product putative late blight resistance protein homolog R1B-14. The record is from RefSeq and is a predicted model, not a curated record. Gene Ontology annotation, molecular function: ADP binding. Gene Ontology annotation, biological process: defense response to other organism. Lineage: Eukaryota; Viridiplantae; Streptophyta; Magnoliopsida; Solanales; Solanaceae.